Molecule: messenger RNA, 316 nt
Organism: Theileria parva strain Muguga
Lineage: Eukaryota; Apicomplexa; Aconoidasida; Piroplasmida; Theileriidae
Product: putative integral membrane protein
Exons: 2
Coding region: 1-180 (59 amino acids)
Source: RefSeq, a predicted model, not a curated record
AUGUUGUUGACGGAUCUCCUAAGAUUCCUCUUCAACGUAGUAAAAUUCCUCCUAGCGAUAUCGCCGCUCCUCCUCAUUGUGCUGAUCUUCGUUAAAAACAAAAAUCCAAAACCUAAACACCCAGGAAAAGCACUAGAUAGCGAUGACGAGGACUUCUUCGACGAUAAAAAGAAUGACUAAAUCAACACAAAUUUCAUUUUCAAUCGGUAUAAAUUCAACUGUCUAGAAUCAAAAUGAUUUGAUUCUUCUAUAACAUUACUGUCACCAACUAUACCUUAAAAUUUAGUUUAACCCAAAAUAAUGUCAUUUUUGUUUU